CAGGCAGCAGCAGCAGGGCUGGGCAGGGCGGCAGCAGCAGCAGACCGGCCGCUGCGGAGCGCCACAGAAAGAUCCAGCAAGGAGGGGGACACACCGCCCAGACGAGGAGGAGGGACAAGAGAGGCGAGGACGAGCGAGCGACACCGAGCCGGACCGUCUGUGACAUCGAAAGGGGGGGGAAAUACUGCGUUUUCAUGUGUUUGUAGACACAGCCCGUCGUCACCAUGACAGCGGAAGAAACCAUAAACGUGAAGGAGGUGGAGAUCAUCAAGGCGAUCCUGGACUUUCUCCACUCCAGGAAGCUGCACAUCAGCAUGCUGGCGCUGGAGAAGGAGAGCGGCGUCAUCAAUGGGCUCUACUCAGACGACAUGCUCUUCCUCAGGCAACUGGUGCUCGAUGGCCAGUGGGACGAAGUGUUGCAGUUCAUUCAGCCUUUGGAGUGCAUGGAUAAGUUUGACAGAAAAAGGUUUCGUUACAUCAUCCUCAAGCAGAAGUUUCUGGAGGCUCUGUGUGUGAAUAACGCCAUGUCUGCAGAAGAUGAGCCGCAGCAUAUGGAGUUCACCAUGCAGGAAGCAGUCAAGUGUCUCCAUGCCCUGGAGGAGUUCUGUCCUUCUAAAGACGACUACAGCAAACUGUGUCUGCUGCUCACGCUGCCUCGCCUCACGAACCAUGCAGAGUUCAAGGAUUGGAACCCGAGCACGGCCAGGGUGCAGUGUUUUGAGGAGGCCUGCACGAUGGUAGCGGAGUUCAUCCCUGCAGACAGGAAGCUGAGUGAGGCUGGUUUCAAGGCCAGCAGGGAUCGACUUUUCCAGCUUCUCCUCAAAGGAGUCCUCUAUGAGUGCUGUGUCGAGUUCUGCCAGAGCAAGGCGACAGGUGAGGAGAUCACAGAGAGCGAGGUGCUCCUGGGUGUCGACAUGCUGUGCGGUAACGGCUGUGACGACCUGGAUCUGUCGCUGCUCUCCUGGAUGCAGAACCUCUCCCAGUCCGUCUUCUCCUGCGCCUUCGAGCAGAAGCAGCUCAACAUCCACGUGGACCGCUUGGUCAAGCCUGCAAAGACCGGCUACGCCGACCUCCUCACCCCGCUCAUCAGCAAACUGUCUCCGUACCCCUCCUCUCCACUGCGUCGCCCGCAGUCCGCUGACACAUACAUGUCACGCUCGUUGAACCCGGCGCUGGACGGGUUGUCUUUCGGGCUGUCAGGCCAGGAUAAGAGAGCCAGUGGCGGGGACGUGGUGCCGGGUAAAGGUGUCUCUCCCAUGUCCCACUCGUUCGCCAACUUCCACUACCCCGGAGCAGGAGGGCAGAGCCUGAGCAGGAGUCUCAUGAUGGAGAGCUCCGACUGCCACAGCAUCUUUGAGGAAUCACCUGAAACGUCAAGGACAGACACACCUGUGGAUAAGAUGAUGAGUUCAGGCAGUUCUCAGAACCUGCGUCCUGCCUCAGCUCCGGGCGAGGACGCACCAUCAGCAGGCACCCCUGACAGGAAUGAGCUCCGCGACUCCACAGAGAAGUACGAGGAGUUCUACCGGCAGCGUCUCCGUGUGCAGCAGCACCUGGAGCAGAAGCAGCAGCAGAGGCAGAUGUACCAGCAGAUGUUGCUGGAGGGCGGCGUCCAGCAGGACCCCCCGCCCAGCGACAUGCAGCACAGCCUCACAGAGAAGUUCCUCAACAGGUCCAUCCAGAAGCUGGAGGAGCUCAAUGUGGGGAUGGAGAAUUUAGGGGAGGAGGUGGCGUCUCUCACCCAGCAGUGUAAUGGCAACGGGAACGCGCCUGCCGCUGAAGACAAUAACAACCCUCCAUCUGUGACCCCGGAGCAGAGCCGGAACCAAGGGGGAGGGGUGCUCAGCAGCACCCCACAACGCACCGUGGGGGGCCGCAUAGUUCCUCCACCAGAUGAGUCCCCUGUCGUCACCCCGAGCGGGCAGAAACCGAAAGGAAGUGAACAAAGUGACUCUCCGGGCUCCUUAACCCGAAGUAAAGAGGGAGACAAGCAGAAAAGCUUGUUUGUGCCGGUGAACACUCUGGAAGAUACCCAGGCUGUCCGAGCUGUUGCCUUUCACCCGUCUGGAGCGCUCUACGCCGUGGGCUCUAACUCCAAAACUCUACGAGUCUGCGCUUAUCCAGAAACAUUAGACCCAAGUGGCUCGAGUCCUAUCAAGCAGCCGGUAGUCCGCUUCAAGAGGAACAAACACCACAAAGGCUCCAUCUACUGUGUGGCCUGGAGCCACUGUGGGCAGCUGCUGGCUACAGGCUCCAAUGACAAAUACGUCAAAGUGCUGCCUUUCAGUGCAGAGACAUGCAACGCCACAGGCCCCGACCUGGAGUUCAGCAUGCACGACGGCACCAUCAGAGACCUGGCCUUCAUGGAGGGUCCAGAAAGUGGAGGAGCCAUCUUGAUCAGCGCCGGAGCCGGAGACUGUAACAUCUACACCACCGACUGCCAGAGAGGACAGGGUCUGCACGCCCUCAGCGGACACACAGGUCACAUUCUGUCUCUGUACACGUGGGGAGGCUGGAUGAUUGCCUCUGGCUCUCAAGACAAGACGGUGCGUUUCUGGGACCUCAGGGUGCCCAGCUGUGUCCGAGUAGUGGGAACUGCUUUCCACGGCUCAGGUAGUCCCGUUGCCUCGGUAGCAGUUGAUCCUAGUGGCCGUCUCCUAGCAACAGGGCAGGAAGACAGCGGGUGUAUGCUGUAUGACAUCAGAGGAGGACGAAUCGUCCAGGUGUACCGGCCGCACAGCAGUGACGUGCGGUCUGUCAGGUUCUCCCCCGGAGCGCACUACCUGCUCACCGGCUCCUACGACACGAAGGUCAUGGUCAGCAACCUACAAGGUGACCUGACCAAACCGUUGCCUCAGACCGUGGUGGGAGAGCACGGCGACAAGGUGAUCCAGUGUCGGUGGCACACACAAGACCUGUCCUUCCUCUCAUCCUCUGCUGACCGCACUGUCACACUCUGGACACACAACCCAUAACACACACACACACACACACACACAUAUACAAAGCCAACCUGUCGCUAUAAUCUAAAAGACACACAUUCCCCUUAAACAACACUCCUCCUGCACUAUCCACACUGUCACGUCCUUUCCAUACACUUGACCCUUACAAGCCUGAAAACACACACACACACACAGACACACACACACAAACACACGCUUACAUUUACACACAUACAGGUGAAUGAGCCUUUCACUCCUGUCUGUAGGAAACCAAAUGGAUACAAACCUGUGAACAUCAAAAGCACACAUGUUGCAUGUUCUCCUUUUUUUACGCUGCAUUCAUCACAUCGACUGUUGACGUGUUUGGGGCUUAAAAAAAAAAAAAGCAGGAUCAUUCAUUAUUUUCACCCUUUCAUCACUUCACCCCUUCAUGCCAUCUCAUCCUACAUCCUCACGCCUCAACACAAACCAGUCAGUUGCUGCAUGUCCUUUUCACCGAGGAGUCGUUGAGGUUUGACAGGACAGAGUUAUUUUGUUCAUGAUGGUGCCUUCCUUGAGUUUCCAUAGCAAAAAUGUUAAAACAAACAAACAAAAAAAUGAUAACGUGGUCAUUUUUCAAGAUCAAAUUUUGUUAAGUCAUUUCGAGAAAAAAAAAACCUUACAUUCCUCCUUCUUUUUUUGCAUAUCAUUUUCUUACAGCUGAUUAAUAUGCUGCUAUUGUUUAGGGGAAAACAGGAGUUUGACUUUCUGGUGUAAAAUGUGAUUUCUCAGUGUGUCAGUAGUGAGCUUUUCCCCAUCCGGAGGCUGAAUCUGUGGAAGUCAUUCUAUCUGUUCAUCUAGUCAGCUGUUGCUUCCCCCGUGGGAUGUGUAAUGUUACUGUAUCGGCUGCAUUAAUACGACUCAAAAUGUGUAAAGAAAAAAAAAAUUUGCUUGUGCAUUUGUUUUAAAUUUGAAAAUCAGUGUUUUUUGCGCUGAAGCUGUUACAGUGUCUUGCGAUGGCUUGCUUGCAGUGGAAGAUUAUGUCGGCAUCAAAGGGAAAUACAAAGUGAAAAUUUGUGGCGUUCAUUCCGUGUGGGAUCUUUCAGUGUUGAAAAGCUUUGGUUCGUCUGCUGCUGUGAUGAUAUAACAACAGUAGGUGGCGGUCUGUGCUCGUGACGAGGGUCUAACCAUAUGCACAAUGCAGUCUGAAUGGACGGACGGGUGUUUUGAUAUUUAUUUAGAACCAGUAUUUGGGGCAUAUGCAUUGUAUUAUUUUCUUGUAUUCUACAUGCGCACUUUGUCUUUUAACAUUGUCCUCUGAUUUACUUACAAAUGCAUAUUUAAGUUUUUUUAUGUUAAUGUAUAGUAUAUAUUGUUUUAACAAAUAAGGCCAAACUAAUACGUACAUAGAUGUAUUUAUUUCGGUUGUGUUAAUGUACGUACAGUUAUUAGUAUGUUUUGGAGAUGCUAGUGGCUCUUGUAUCAAGCCUUUCUAAUUCUUGUUUUUAAAAAGUGACUUAAAUUAAUUCAAGCUAACUCGAGUCUGACUGCUGGUACGUUCAAUAAAGUGUCUUUUACACAAGCUGUGAUCAUCUGUUGCUUUUUUGUUGAAAAAAAAACAGUUUGAAAAGUCAAAACAAGAUUGCUACAUGAGUGAGGAUUUAUUGAUCUGACCUCCCUGAAAUAUUAUGUACAAAAGAGUUUAAGGGCUGUACACGGGUUAAAUUCAUUCUUUUAUCAGUUUAAAAUACAAUUUUUUCAAACUAGAU
Molecule: messenger RNA, 4690 nt
Organism: Acanthopagrus latus (yellowfin seabream)
Lineage: Eukaryota; Metazoa; Chordata; Actinopteri; Spariformes; Sparidae
Gene: wdr47a
Product: WD repeat domain 47a
Exons: 17
Coding region: 225-2975 (916 amino acids)
Molecular function (GO): protein binding
Source: RefSeq, a predicted model, not a curated record